CUAUCCAUAAAAAAUAGAUCAUGAAGUUCCAAACCAGUUCAUUUUGCAAUUUUCAUAUGUUAGUAGAGAUGUGAAUUUAGGUUUGUCGUGUACACAAAAUAUCAUUGUGAUUCUCGGGUUUUCUCCGCCGACCGGCAAGCCACGCGAUUAGGUUAUCGUUUAAAUAAAUUCAUUCGAAUGCUCCUCGCGAUUACAAUUUCAGAUUUACGCUUCUUCCUUUUUCUUUCCGAGGUAAAGUCUAGGCUCAGUAAAGUAAUUGAAACGCGGGGCGAAGGCUAUUUGUGAAUAUGGAUAACGGGUGGGCUAGCAGUAAAAAUGGCAUGAGCGCUCAGGAGAAACGUAAACGAGAGCGUGAGGAGGCAUAUGAAGAUUCUCUUUUUGAAGACCUUGGAGAAGAUUUCCGCUUGCCUAUCAAUCAUAGACCUACUGAAAAUUUAGAUACUGAUAAUUUAGAGCAGGCCUCUGUGGACACACAGUUAACAUCAUCAAAUAUCGGGUUCAAGCUUUUGCAAAAAAUGGGGUGGAAGGGCAAGGGUCUUGGCAAAGAGGAGCAAGGAAUUAUUGAGCCCAUAAAAGCAGGGGUACGAGAUCCAAAGCUGGGAGUUGGGAAACAAGAACAGGAUGAUUACUUCACUUCUGAAGAAAAUAUUCAGAGAAGGAAGUUGGAUGUUGAACUGGAGGAGACUGUGGAGCUGGCAAAAAAGCGUGAGGUUGUAGCGGAGCGUGAGCUGAAGAUCCAGUCUGAGGUGAAGGAAAUACGAAAGACAUUCUUUUGCGAGCUUUGUAACAAACAAUACAAGCUGGCAGUGGAAUUCGAGGCACACCUGAGCUCCUAUGACCAUAAUCACAAGAAGCGCUUUAAGGAAAUGAAAGAGAUGCAUUCUGGUGGUACUCGUGACGAUAGGCAAAAGCGUGAGCAGCUGCGACAGGAAAGGGAAAUGGCCAGAUUUGUUCAAAUUGCGGAUGCUCAACGGUUACAACAACAACAAGAAGAUUCUGGAGUUGCCCCAGCUUCUAGCACAGUGCGAAAUGCUACAUCACUGGUAGUGCAGGAUCAGCGAAAGACAUUGAAGUUUGGAUUUGCAGCCAAAUCUGUUGCCUCUAAGGCUUCUGCAGGUGCUGUUGUCAAGAAGACAAAAGUUGUUAGCAAAGUUUCAUCAGUUUUUGGAGAUGACAGUGAAGAGGAAUCAUAAUAACCAACCCUGACAUGAUCGUGUAUCUUCUCCAGUAUUACAUUUCUGGAUUUCAAAUUAUGAAGAGGUUCCACAUCAUAUUAUUUGAUUAAUGUAUUAUUUUAUGUGAUCAUUCUGGUUCUUCUGAAAAGAAGCAUUUCAAGUUUUGAUGAUUUGCCAUGGAUGAAUUCCAUAUAUUUUCCAGAAAUUAUAUAAGAGAUGGCAAUUCUUUUACAAAAGUACAACUGUUCCUUAUCAUAGAGUUGUGAGCUCAUUGGGGUUUUUUUAACCUCCUUCAAGAUAACUCUCAUGUACUCGAUAUGUAGCUGCUGUCAUAUUCAUAUUGAUAUUCUAUUAAUUGACUUGUUA
Messenger RNA from Cryptomeria japonica (Japanese cedar), 1541 nucleotides. RefSeq lists its product as uncharacterized. Gene Ontology annotation, molecular function: nucleic acid binding. The transcript has 8 exons. The record is from RefSeq and is a predicted model, not a curated record. Lineage: Eukaryota; Viridiplantae; Streptophyta; Pinopsida; Cupressales; Cupressaceae. The coding region runs from base 288 to 1193 and encodes 301 amino acids.